This is a messenger RNA of Parathielavia appendiculata, 858 nucleotides long. RefSeq lists its product as uncharacterized. Lineage: Eukaryota; Fungi; Ascomycota; Sordariomycetes; Sordariales; Chaetomiaceae. Bases 231 to 695 code for a protein of 154 amino acids. The record is from RefSeq and is a predicted model, not a curated record. The transcript is spliced from 2 exons.
GUACGACCCUUUCGGCAACAAUACCGAUCUCAAAUGCGGUAACUGUCACUACGCCGUAACACGUUGUGCAUCUGAUCCUCCUAAAUCCCGCAACUCCCGGUAUUGACAUUCAGAGGACCUUGUGCUCACCACCAAGCUGCGUUCAGGAGAGAAGGCCUUUACGAUGGCAUCUGGGGUAGUUGUCGUUUCAACAACAGUCAGCAACCUUCCAUGUCAAACCAGUCCAUGCAAUGCUGUCCAUAUACUUUGUACAGGAAGCUCGAGAUCGCCUCUCAUGGCCAAAACGAGAGCUCAGGGGCAACACAAGCCCAGAUGGAGCAUCAAGUCAUUGCCCAACGACAGAUCUGCCGGAGUACACGAAUGAGCGUCAGAGGACUGGACAAAACGGGUUAGGCGCAGCUUGGCGCGUCCAGACGGCAGGAGUUGACCAUGCCGUGGGACACGACGCCUUUUGCACACCUCAUGCCAGACCGCCAUGGACCAUCGACAAAACGGGCUCAUCGGAGUCAGCGAGUGGGAUGACAAGGACCUGGAAUGGCUGCGUUGUGUUGAUGACAGUUCAGUCCGGUGCAUGGUCAAACAGGGCGAGGAUCAACAGGUGGAGGUAUAUCGAAGUACAAGUCCAGUCAAGAUACUCGCCAGUUUUCAGGAGAGGUACUCAGCACACCGUGGUAAGCAUCAUCACCGGGAGAUGAUGAGAUAUCAUGCAGUCUGGUGCACUACGGACUGGAGACUCAGAGAGAGUACUACCUCCCCUCAACUUCGCGAGACUCGUUCUGCAGUGACUCUGCAUAUCGUCACAUUUCCAUAUCCCAUAACGAGAAUCCCGGCGUUAUAACAUGAUGGAUGGCCUCGUCA